CCUUGAAACCGCGGCGGCGGAUCGCUUUGAAGCUCCUCCUUUUGUUGUUGCGCUGUCACUCACGGGGCGGAUGUUUGCCCGGCCUGAAAAACAACCUUAAUUUUCUCCUCUCCUCGGCUCCCUUCUACCCUCCAAGCCGCGGAUAUGUGUGCGAAAAGGGACACCGUUCGCUCCUACCAUGGAUCUCAGUGAGAAGACUCCUUCCAUGGCAGCUCUAGCGCUUCGGAAAAACCAAGAAGACUACUUGCAACCCAACUCGAGUUCCCAGGACAUUCAACCUUCCCCGCUUGCACUUCUGGCCGCUACGUGCAGCAAGAUCGGUUCGCCCGCUCAAGCAGCCGCCGCAUCGUCUGUGCCCGCUGCCGUAAAAUACGCCGGUCAAGCCCCCGGACAGAUGAUAUAUCCGCAGAUUGUUAUGAACGAUCAACAACAACAACAACAACAGCAGCAGCAACAACAACAGCUUCUACUACAGCAGCACCCUGCUAUUAGCGUACAAAAUAACGGCUGGAUUGUACAGGUCACGAACGCAGGGACGAAAACAAUCAUGGCGUCCAACGCGAUGACUUCAGGCGAAGUGACAACCACGACGACGUCUGUCCCCGCCACCCCGACGAAAGGACAGGGAAUCGUGCUGGGUUCGGCUUUGAUGCCUCACGCAGGUGGCGUACCAACGCAGUACGCCACUCUCGCUCUACCAAUCCAGAACCAAGGGUUGGUCCCUACAACGCAAGGUCCAAUCGCGUACAGUGUCAUCCCUACUGUCCAGACUGUUGACGGGCAAGCAGGGACCCAAAUGUACACUCCUAUAUCGGAGAGUAACAUUAUCGCCGCAGCGGGCAGUAUAGCCCAAAUCCGACCCGUUUUAGCGAGUCCCACGACUACAACAGCGCCAUCAGCUGCCCAAGGGGUGACGGUACAAGUGCCGGUGGUCUCGCCCGCUGCCAUGGCAACUGCCAACCAGGCGGUAGCGUCACAAGCGAAGGGGUCAACUUCUGGAAGUGAGACGGUGAACACUGUACAGACACAGACACAGACCACCCCAUUGACUGUACAGUCAUUGCAAGGUUUGCAAAACUUGCAGAAUAUACAGAUCCAGGGUCUACAGAACGCGGCAGGCACGAUAAUGCAGCCGGUUUUGUUACGUGCGCCCGGAGGAAACGCGGGCAAUUGGAGCAUGGUGCAGAUACCACAGCUACAACAGGUACAGAACGUCCAGACGUCACAGGGUGCAACGACCUUACCUGCGGGCCAAACGCUGAUCGCUGCCGUCGCCAACAACACGGCGAUUCCGAUAAACACGGGGACAAACGCUCAGAUCCCGCCCAUGUCUCCGCAGACAAUCAACGUGGGAGCUAUCAGUAAUGCAGGUAUUGUAGCUACUGGUCAGCAGACUAACCAAGAAGCCAGCGAGGCCCUGAAGAUGGCUGUCCAGGCACAGAACUUAACCGUGAACCCCACUCAAGUACAGCAGGUUUCCCAGCAGCAAGUGAGUCAGUCAGGCCAGUCCAGCCCAGAGGAGUCCCCUCAGGGUCGGAGGUUACGUAGGGUCGCCUGUAGCUGUCCCAACUGUAGGGAGGGCGAAGGAAGAGGAAAUGGUGACAGCAAGAAGAAACAACACAUCUGUCACAUCGCGGGGUGCGGCAAGGUGUACGGGAAAACGUCCCACCUGCGCGCUCACCUCCGCUGGCACACCGGAGAGCGCCCGUUCGUCUGUAACUGGCUGUUCUGUGGGAAAAGGUUCACGCGAAGCGACGAGCUACAAAGGCACAGGAGAACUCAUACAGGGGAGAAGAGAUUCACCUGUCCGGACUGCUCCAAAAAGUUCAUGCGGAGCGACCACCUCUCCAAGCACAUCAAGACUCAUCAGAACAAGAAGACUCAGCCGCAGAACGGCACAGCCACCCCUACCAUCAACACAAACAACAACAACAACGGACAGGGCGGCCCCGGGGACAACAGUCCGUCAACGGACGCGUUAGUCGUGGCGGAGACUUCCAUGGAAGGGGGACAGGAUGAUGAUGAUGACGAUGAUGAUGAUGAGAUGCAAUGGACGGUAGUCUCCCCAUUGCUGCCCACCUCAACUUGACCAACAUUCAAGUCACUCAACAGCUGGCCCAACAUGGCAGGGUCAAAACACCCACCCUGCAGAUCCAGCCGGGUAACCCACAAGACCCAAAACAUGGGUUACAACAGAUAACCCAGGUUAGAGUGCACCAAGUACCCCAGCCUGGAGUGACCCAUGCUUCCCAGAGCGCAGUGGCUCAGCUAGCCCAGGCUAGAGUCCAGCAACUGUUGAGUCAGGUUAGCACAUCCCAGGGCACCCAGGCACAGAUGACCCAGGCUGGGUUCACCCAACCCAUCCAGGCAGGCACACAACAGGUGACCCAAGUCACCCAGCCUGGGACAACACAACUCUCACAGGCUGGCGUAGCACAAAUCCAGCAACCCACGCUGGCCCAGGUGGCUCAACUACAGGGUGGUAACCCACAGGGAAACCAGGGGUUAACUCAGGUGACCCAGGCAAUGCUACAACAAGCUGGGUUACAAGUGACCCAGGGUGGGUUACAGCAAGUAGGUUUCCAACAGGUUCAGCAGGCUGGGUUACAACAGGUGGGACUACAGCAAGUCCAGCAACCCACCCAGGUGACCCAGGCGAUGCUACAACAAGGUGCCGCCACCCAGGGGUUGAUUCAGACGUCCCAGGGGUUGGUCCAGGCCUCCCAGGGGCUGCAACUCCAGGGUCAGCAGUUAGCCCAGAUGGUACCGCAGACGCUAGGACAGGGUUACAUACAGCAGCAUGGACUCCCACAGCAAGUCAUCGCGGCGCAAGGGGUACCGCAGCAAGGCCUUAUUCAGGCAACGAACCAGUUUGGUCAGAUCAUCACUUUACCGCAGAGUGUACUACAAAGUCUGUCCCAACCACUCAUGCAGACUGUCCUCCAACAAGCCACCCCCCAAGCCUUCCAACAUGGUAUCACCCAGGGCUCCAUAGCCCAAGUCAUUGCCCAAUCAGGACAAGUUGUUUCCCAGCCUGUCAAUCUCAUGGGGCAACCUUUAACCCAGUUUGUCACCCAGCCAAUCCAGGGCCAGGUGGCGAACCAGUUUGGUCAGCCUAUCACGGGCCAGCUUACAAAUUCUCUUGGACAGGUGGUUGGGAAUCAGAUAGCUGUACAACAACAACAACAACAACAACAACAACAACAACAAGCACAGUCGCAAAGUGCUACAGGUACUGUACAGCAAACGGUUGUUUCACAAUCACAGCUACCACAGCAUCUCAGUAGACUAACUGCUGGGGGAAAAGCAGAUACUUCAGAGGCUUCAAAAUAAGAAUUUAUGUAUUGUGAGAAACACUAGAGACCAAAUGCUGUGAAUCAGAUUCAUUGGAUCUUUUAUGGUAAGGAAACUGUAUUGAAUAUUUGAAGCACAUAUUUGUAUGUGCCAAUGGCUGCAAUUAGGUAUGUUUUUCUUAGUUUGACUAGUUUUGCUUGACUUAAUAUUUUAGAAAAUCACCGAAAGUAUCUGUCAAUCCAUAUCAAAAUGCUUAUGAUGUAGAUGUAGGGUAUGCUAGAAAAAUUAUGAUCGGCAUAUGCUAUAAAAUGAGGUCAACAUACUUUGUUAAAAGUUCAUUAUUAUGCCAUUUUGACAGAAUCUUAACAAUGGAAUCUUUGUGCUGAUGAUGACAAAGAAGAUAAGCAUACUCAAUAUGAAAAAUGAUCAGAAUUGAGUCAUAUCAAGCCAGAAAGUGGGUUAGAUGAUUCGAGAAAUUCUUGAGCUUAAUAUGUUGAUUGUGCUAUCAAUGAUUGUCGUAGAGGGAUUUCAGCAUUAGACUGUAUAAUAUGCCAACACACAAGCAUGGCCACGUAAUGUUUUCUUUUGGAAAAGGUAUGAACAUACUGAAAGUUUGUACCAAAUAGGUACAUAGCAUUUAUUUCCAGCAAGAUUUAAUGUCAAAAUAUGGUCACGUACGUGAAUUGCAGUGAAUGUUAUAUAUUUGUAACUUAUGUCUAUGGAUGGUGAUUUUGGUGCAGUUAGGAAAAAAAGUCACAAGGUGGUGCUCUUAGACUAGCACAGAACAAAUCAUUGAGGAGAAAAUGUAGUUGAUAAUAUCAAGUUAUUAACUUAUCAAUCUUAGUAUAUAGAAUGAAUAACGUAUGCCUUAUGACUGUCUUGGAUGAAGAGAAAAUAAUAUUGCAUUUCUCAAGUAGUAUUUUCAAAACAUUAAAAUGCAGUAUUUAUCCAGAUAACAGAUAUAUGCGUACCAAUCUAUGAAAUGGCAGUAUAUCUGAAUUGUCAUGGUAAUGUUAUUGAUGCCUUAGCUUUUAUGAGAAAAGAAUAUUGGAUGUGGUGUGCUAGGAUUUUAAAAAGAACUUUUUGUGUUAGUUUACUACUACUAUAUAGGUCAGUUUGCUAAAACUUUCCUGUCAUAUGACAAAAGUAAAAAUUUUGUCAGUCUUGUACCCAAGAUGGCAGUAUUAAUUUUUUAGACUGAAUGAUAUAUCUAGUAGCAUAGUUGCGCAAAUGCACUGAAAUGUUUCAGUUCAAAUAUGAGUAAUUUAUGUUUAAAAUUUAGAUUUCAAAACAUAACUACUGCCUUGAACAUACACAACGAUUGAAAGAAAUCUAAAUUAGAAGCAAAGAAAAACAUAGGUUUUCACUGCUGGUGACUCUUUGAACACCAAUACAUAAUAAUUUUUUUGGACAAGAAAAUGGCUACUUGUUUUGCAUUCGCCCCUUUUGUUUUUGUAUGUUGACUAUGCUUUUGUUAUUGCUAUACCAAGCCUUAGUUUUAUUAACCGUCUUACCACUGAGUUCUGUAAUCAUUGCAUAUUUGGUGCAUGGAUGGAAAUUUAGCAUGGUUAGGGUUAAGUACUAUGCCAUUCUUUUUAGUACCUUGCAGAAAUCCUUGUCCUUGGUGCUUUUGGUACAGCUAUAUGUAGGAACAUAUGUGCAUAUUUAACUUUACUUGGAUCGAUGGAUGGAUGUCUCUUUUUGAUUAAGAAAAACACACUAUCACAAUAUUGUUUAAUGUUUUGGCAAAAUAAUAUUUAAGAAUUGAGGAAAUGCAGGCCUGCGUUUUCAUCACUUUAUUGUAAUUUCACAUUUUGCUUUGUGUAGGAAUUGUAGUAAGUUGUCGUUUUAUACAUAUAUAUAUUCGUGUGUGCAUAUUUAUUAUGGAAUACUCUUGUCCGAUGUGAAGUCCUCUGUUUUGUGAAUCCUGUGUAACUAAAUUGUAGGAAAAUAAAUGUGCUGAAUAUGAAA
This is a messenger RNA of Branchiostoma floridae (Florida lancelet), 5265 nucleotides long. Its product is annotated as transcription factor Sp3-like. Lineage: Eukaryota; Metazoa; Chordata; Leptocardii; Amphioxiformes; Branchiostomatidae. Gene Ontology annotation, molecular function: DNA-binding transcription factor activity, RNA polymerase II-specific; RNA polymerase II cis-regulatory region sequence-specific DNA binding. The record is from RefSeq and is a predicted model, not a curated record. Gene Ontology annotation, biological process: regulation of transcription by RNA polymerase II.